AUGCUAGGUUUUGUUGAAGGUGUAAUGAAAAUGAAAGAGGGACAGGAGGAAAAUGUAACAAAAUUUUUAGGGAACCAAGGACCACAGUGUGAUGAAAGUACUACCAGAAUAAGAGUGCUCAGGGAACAGAUGUGUUGGGGCCCCAAAUCAAGAGAAAACCUUAGUUUAUUUACAAGAGUAGACUCACAGGAGGAGAGGGGUGAGCACCGUAAGUGGAGUAUUGGUGGCGGGGCCAGUGGUGGCAGGGCUGGCGACGGUGGUGGUGGUGGUGGUGGUGGUGGUGGUGGUGGUGGUGGUGGUGGUGCUGGCAGUAAUGACAGUGACAGGGACGGCAGUGCUGAGCCGGCAAUAGCGGUGCUGGCAGCGACGGAUGUGCUGGCAAUUUUGCAGGUGUCACUGGCGCUGGAGGCGUCAGUGCCAUUGGUGGUUGUGCUGGGGGUACUGUACGCAAAUCAGGAGCUGCGGCAAGAUGCCUGA
Molecule: messenger RNA, 477 nt
Organism: Schistocerca gregaria
Lineage: Eukaryota; Metazoa; Arthropoda; Insecta; Orthoptera; Acrididae
Product: forkhead box protein D1-like
Exons: 3
Coding region: 1-477 (158 amino acids)
Source: RefSeq, a predicted model, not a curated record